AUGGAGGCCCCCUAUCAGAGCGGCCUGCGGCGCGCGGCGUCGGCCCCGUCGCUCGAGAGCCUGGCACAGACUGCGCUGCGCCUGGAGACCACCCCCUGCAGCGUGGCCGAGCUGCAUGCCCUGGAUGACGAGGUGGCCCACGUGCUGCGCCGCACGCUGGCAGACACGCAGCGGGAGCUGCUGGCGGCGGUGGAGGCCGGCGUGCUUCGCGGCGGCAGCGGCGGCGGCGGCGGCCGCCAGUACACUUCCGACUCGCAAGAGGGCGGCAGCGAGGGCGAGGAUGGGGCGUCGGGCCAGGGCAGCGGCCGCCGGCGCAGCGGCGGCAGCGAGCGGCAGCGCAGCAGCUCGGCCGACGGCGGGCCCAGCACGGCGGGUGGGAGCGGCGUGGCGGCGGAUGUGGAGCAGGAGCUGGAGCUGGAGCUGGCGGGGCUGUCGGCGCGGGAUCGGGAGGCCGCCAUCAAGCGGGCCAGGAACAGGGAGGCGGCGCGCAGGUCCCGCGAGCGCAAGAUGGAGCGCAUCGCGGGGCUGCAGGCAGAGGCAGGGCGCCUGCGCUCCAACAACUUUGUGCUGCUCAAGUGUGUGGAGGAGGUGGCAACCAAGGCGCUGCACGCCCGCGCAGAGAACCGCCAGCUCAGGGAGAAGCUUGCCAGCCUGGCAGCAGCCAGCACUGCGGCGGCGGAGGCCGCGGCCGCGGCCGGCGCCGGCGCCGCCUCCGGCGCCUGCACGCCGCCGCCGGCCAGGCGUGCCGCCGCCUUGGAGCGUGAGCUGCUCCUCAUGGAGGCCGCGCCCGGCUCACCCACGCAGCUGCUGCCGCCGCUCUGGCCGGACCACCCCGAUGCCGCCGCUGCGGUGGCAGCGGCCGAGCCCCCGGCGCGCGCCCUGCCCACGUCUGCUGAGCUGCGGCGUGAGCUGCGAGAGGCGCUGGCUGGCGGCUCGGCAGCGGACCAGCACCUGCUGCAUCCGUCGCCGUCGGCCGCGGGGGCCUGCCUGCCGCACGGCCGGCGCCAGCAGCAGGCGUCGGCUGGCCCGCAGCAGCACCCCGCGGUGGUACAGCUGAAGCAGCAGGGCAGCCUGAUCAGGGCCUGCUCCGCACCCGGCAGCCUGCUGCUGGGCGCUGCCACCGAGGCGGGGGUGGGCCCAGAGCUGCAGCCCUGGCUCAACCACAGGGGCGUGGCAGCCUGA
Molecule: messenger RNA, 1182 nt
Organism: Chlorella variabilis
Lineage: Eukaryota; Viridiplantae; Chlorophyta; Trebouxiophyceae; Chlorellales; Chlorellaceae
Exons: 3
Coding region: 1-1182 (393 amino acids)
Biological process (GO): regulation of DNA-templated transcription
Molecular function (GO): DNA-binding transcription factor activity
Source: RefSeq, a predicted model, not a curated record